CAGGCAAUAUAUAUUUAUAUUAAUUUACAAAUAUAUACAUAAUCAACAUAUACAUAAUACCUGUACACAUUUAAGAAUAUUUAUACACUAGAUGGAAACGGUGACCUCUCAUCAUUAAACUUUUUUAUUUUAAAAUCACGUGGACCUAUUUCAUCUUAGGCUUCUCUAUAAAUGGAGGAGGAUAUCAUUGCCCAACAAACACAACAAAGAAAAAAUACUCAUUGAGAUGGACAUCUUCACUUUCUUCCAUUCAUGGCUUUUUUCGACAGUAUCAAUUCUCUUUUUUUCUUCUAUCUUCAUAUAUGCUCUUCGAUGGAAGAAAACAUCCAAGCCUGCUCCUAACCUUCCCCCCAGCCCUCCUAGGCUUCCGAUAAUAGGAAACUUGCAUCAAGUGAUAGGUAAAAACUUCCAUCAAAUCCUAUGGAAAGUCUCCCGAAAAUACGGCCCUAUUAUGACUGUCCAUUUAGGUUCCACACCAUACGUCAUCAUCUCCUCCAGUGAAUUUGCAAAUCAAGCCUUAAAAACCCACGAUCAGAUACUUUGUAAUCGUCCACGUUCCAAGAGUUUCAAACGACUAACUUUCGAUUACAAUGACGUUGCUUUCUCCCCUCAUGCUGAUCAAUGGAAGGAGAUGCGAAAGGUUUUGGUAACCGAGUUGUUAGGUUCUAAGAGGAGUAGAUUGUUCAAAAAAGUGGUAGACACUGAGGUCAAGGGCAUGCUCGAUUCUUUUUCAUCACUGCCUUUGAAUACUACCAUUGACCUAGAUGAGAGGCUCUUUCAUCUUGUAACCGACAUUGUUAGCAAGGUUGCACUGGGUAAGAGCUAUAGAGAAGAGACGUUUAGGGGUAAAAAAUUAAAAGAGAUGCUUGAUGAUCUGGUAAUCUCUCUUUGUGGUUCUGUUUCCGAUAUUUAUCCAGGUAGAUUAGGGUUGAUAUUAGACGAACUACUUGGGUUUAAUCGGAGACUUGAAAAGACUUUCAGUAAUUUUGAUGCCUUCCUUCAAAUGGUUCUUGAUGAGCAUAUUGAUCAUACUGGAACAAGUGACAAUGAAAAAGAUAUUGUUGAUGCAUGCAGAUCUCAGUUGACUACAAACGAAAUGAAAGCCCUUUUGAUGAAUGUGCUAAAUGGAGGAAUUGAUACAAAUAAUACGACAAUGGUGUGGACAAUGUCUGAGAUUAUUAAAAAUCCUAGAGUUAUGAAAAAGCUACAGGAAGAAAUUCGAAGAUGCGUUGGAAGAAAAUCAAGCGUUGAGGAAGCAGAUGUUGCAAAUAUGCCAUACUUAAAGUUGGUGGUGAAGGAGGCGUUAAGAUUGCAUUCGACUGUUCCGUUCUUGCUUACAAGAGAAUGUGUAAAGCAUUGUCAGAUUGGUGGGUACGACAUCUUCCCAGGGACAAGAGUGUUGAUAAAUGCAUGGGGGAUAGGAAGGGAUCCAAAAGUCUGGACAGAGAGUGCAUCCAUCUUCAAUCCUGAGCGCUUAGAAAACCUUGAGUUGGAUCGUAGUGAGAUGAUUCCAUUUGGAGGGGGCAGAAGAGCCUGUCCAGCGGCAAGCUUUGCUACUCAGAUUGUGGAAUAUACGAUUGCAAACCUUUUUUACUCCUUUGAUUGGCAACUUCCAAAUGGAAUGAAGAACGAGGAACUGGACAUGGAAGAGGUAGGAUCCCUGAUUGUUGUUAGGAAAACGCCUCUUACCCUUGUGCCUGUGAAGUACGAUUGGCAAGACUAGUAAUUGUCGGUUUUCGAUGUUAAGAAGAUUUUGAAAGUAAUAUGCAUGUAAUAAGUUUAUUUGGAUAAAAUAAGUUCAUUGAAUAUGGGGUUAUGUAUGAGUUGCUAGA
Molecule: messenger RNA, 1832 nt
Organism: Lactuca sativa (garden lettuce)
Lineage: Eukaryota; Viridiplantae; Streptophyta; Magnoliopsida; Asterales; Asteraceae
Product: eupatolide synthase
Molecular function (GO): monooxygenase activity; heme binding; iron ion binding
Source: RefSeq, a predicted model, not a curated record